Penicillium nucicola is the source of this 924-nucleotide messenger RNA. RefSeq lists its product as uncharacterized. The record is from RefSeq and is a predicted model, not a curated record. The coding region runs from base 1 to 924 and encodes 307 amino acids. Lineage: Eukaryota; Fungi; Ascomycota; Eurotiomycetes; Eurotiales; Aspergillaceae. The transcript is spliced from 2 exons.
AUGAGAGAAGGCCUCGACCUCCCCGAUUUCGGGAACCUCCCAUUCGACCAUUUCGUCGUAGUAAACCACCCCUCCCGUUCCUCACCACACAUCUACGAGAGCAAUUCCAACCUAAUCUCUCUAUUCAUCAAGGCAAACUGGGACACAACAUCCCCACUCUCCAAAAACGAGCAAAAAAGAAUCCUUGUUGAGAAAUGGAUCGCGUUAGGAAAAUAUGGACGAAACGACUGGGCCCUCGCCAUGUUCAAUGACCCACUCAUCGAUCAUAUCCCAGAGGGGAUACCACAAGACCUCCUCUCAGAGGAAGACCGCGCAAUAAGCAGCCUCAUGUCCACAACCCUCUGGAUCCGAACCUGGUUCGGCGAUCAUACAGAUCAAACAAGCCAAGACGCCGCAGACACGGCCUACGCCCGACUCCGGAAGGAAGUGCUACAGCAGGGUCACGAGGAUCACCACGUUUUCUGUAUCCCCGAGGAACAUGUUUUCGAGGAUCCGGAGGAUCUGAUGAUAGAUGCCCGGUGGGACCGGGAUCUGAUUGAAGGCGUUGCGACAGGCUGUCCGGGUUCUGUGCCGGGGUAUCUACUUGCGGCGCUGAUGCAUUGUCCUGAGCUGUUUGAGGGGGUAUCGGAUGACGACUGGCGGCAUUGGAAGGGAGAGGAGCGGGCUGAGGAGCUGGUGGAGAGUGAUCGGAUACAGAAGGCGCUGGUUCUUGUUGCGGAUCGGAAGGCCUGUGUGGAGGGUUGGGUGUUGGCCUUAGCGGUGAAUCAUCGGGGGGAGGUCCUUCCGGUUAGGGUGCGUGGGCGGGCUAUGGAGGUGGCGCAGAUUGCGGUGGAUUGGUUGGAGGGCGAGCCUUUGUCGGAUAUUGUGGAUGAUGGGGAUGAAGAUGUGGAGUUUUAUCUAGGGGGAGGGAAUGGGUGGGAGUAA